This is a messenger RNA of Ornithodoros turicata, 9053 nucleotides long. Its product is annotated as CTTNBP2 N-terminal-like protein. The coding region runs from base 301 to 1857 and encodes 518 amino acids. The record is from RefSeq and is a predicted model, not a curated record. Lineage: Eukaryota; Metazoa; Arthropoda; Arachnida; Ixodida; Argasidae. The transcript has 7 exons.
AGGUCCGGUGAAAGCGUGUACUCCCUGAAACUAAAUUCUAAAUUUACCACACCUCCUCCACCCUCCACUGCUUCCACCACCGCCUCCACUCUCUCAUGCCCCUCGCUCUCGACGGUAUGAAUACAAGAUGGCGUGCAUCGUCGGUUGAAUUGUGAGGGGGUAGCUGUCUUUAUGAGGUUUGCCGCUUAUCUACAAUUUGUUCGAAAAGCUCGACUCAGCCGGCAAUCGCGCUGGGUUGAGAAUUUUCCACGCGCGUCGUUUUCGAACUGGACUGAGAAGUAACCGCAAAUUCGCAACGAUAUGGCGGGGCGAGGCGUCCUGAAAUCGCAGCCAGGAUCUGUGGGCGCCUGCUCCUAUGAAGGCUUCGAGAAGUUGACGAGUAGCACACUGAAACGACAUCCUAAGAUGGAAUUGAGUAAAGCUGACCUGGUUAAACUGUUGAGUGUACUGGAAGGAGAACUUCAAGCGAGAGAAAUCGUCAUUGCAGUUCUGAAGGCAGAACAAGUGAAGCAGUUGUUAUACCCUAAUAAAACUAGCACCAAUGGCAAUGGUGGAACCGAUCCCUGGGCAUCACUUCAGAGGGACGUCUUAGGAGCAUACGACGGCCGCUUUGACGCAGCAGCUGUCAAGGCUCUGCAUGGAAUGCAGCUACGGCACCUUGAAAACCUCAUUGGCCUGCACAGGCGUGUGCAAAACCGCACGCGGGAAGACCUUAAAGCGAUUGAACAGAGAUGCACGAAGCUCUGCAAGGAACUAGAAGAUGAGAAGGCGAAAAGAAUGCGUGACUUGGUUCAAGGAGGGGGAGAUAAUGCCUACAGCUUAGAGAAAGAAAGGGAUCGCCUUCGCCAAGAAAUGGAUUUUGAAAGACAGCAGAAUCGUCGCCUUGACAAAGAUCUGAAGCAGGUGAGCGAAUGCCUGGAGCAAGAGCGCAGCCGCCAGAAGCAGAUUGUACUUCUGUUACUGGCUGAGAGGAAACGUCUCAUCCUGCGGCUCAUGCAGGAGCGCCAGCGCAGUGAACACCUCCUUCAGAUCUUGAAAGAAGAGAAGAGUCGGUCUGCUGACAUGGUGGAAGGACUUGAGGAGGAGAGUAAGAAGUCCCUACAGAUGGAAGAAGAGCUAGAACGACAGGCAGCAGAGUUUGAGCUAGAAAGAGAGCGGUAUCAGUCACAGGUUGUAGAGUUGAAGGCCCUGAAUGCACAACAGCAGCUGGAACUGGAGCGACUGCGCUCUGAAGCAGAGAGAGCUGCUGCCAUCACCUCACUCGCCCUCGGAGAAGGCGUUCGCAGCACCACGGUAGUCACACCAUCCAGUGCACCGCCUCCAACAAUUCGUGCUGCUGUGCCCGCUCCCACCCCGCCUAGGGGUGUGGCAGUGGGACCAAAGGCACCGCCAUCCCCUAAGCCCCCCGUUCCCACGGGGGGGCUAGUGCCACAGGUUCCUCCCAAGCCAGGGCAGAGACCGGUUUCUCCGCAGCCCCCUGCACCCCUGACGACUGCGGCGACGGCCACACCGCCCCUGCCAGUGCCAUCUGUCGCCUCGGCGCCCACUCCCGGGGCGGUGCCACCCGUCGUCGAGGUAGGAACGAUAGUGAGAACACCCCCCAAGAAGGCAGGGGCGCCCGCAGGGGGAGUUGCUGGUCGUCCCACGCCGCCGCCGGUGCCUCCCAACAAGCCAGUGCUACAGAGGAAGGACCUGGGGCCCAAGCCCCCCGUGCCACCACGGACCAUGCCAGAUGCUCAGGUGGGUGGAGCAGUGGCCGCUCUGGAUAUCUGCGGACCAGAGUUGGCAGAUUUUCAGAGCCUGCUCGUGUCGAUGGUGUCAGAUAAGUCCGGCGCCAGUUGGACUUCUCCAACUUGAGAUCGGGAACUUGUUGGUCGCUGUCUGGACUAACAGUAUGGUGGCGACCUUCUAACAAAAAUUCGUUUUACAUGAGAACUGAGAGAUAAGGAAGAAACUAAAAAGGUAUGGCAGGAGCAACUUGUCAUACAUGACAAGUGACAAUGACAGCUAGUACAUACGUAAUCGUGUUUUGAGAUUUCUCGUUCCACUUACUGGCAAGGCAAUGACUAAUCAGUAAUGUGUUCAUUGGUCGAGCCCAAUUUCAAACUCUCGCAGGAGAUGAAAGCUGUAUCGCUCAUCUGAUUCUAGACAAUGCCGUGCGUCCUUUUCAGAGCGAGCAGGGUGUGUAUAGUACCUAGAAAUGUACCUAAUUUUACCUUGUGCAUCGAGCAUGUCCUUGCCUGUAUCCAUGUGUUGCAACUGGUCCCUCCGAAUACCCAUAUGUUGCAAUUUACUGCCCUGCCUGCACAUGGAUGUGCCAUUUUGCACGUCACCUAACUUCAUCUAACCAAGUUUUACAUUGAUAUGUUGACUGUGUCUGUACAGUGUUUGCAUCUAUCUAUAUGUUGUGCAUAUGUGCACUGCAGCAUGCAUUGUUGAAAUUUCUUACCUUGGUUUUGCAACUUAUAUAGUACAUGGAGCACGGGAAUGUUUUCUUGUGGACCUCAGUCUUUACUGAGGGUAAAGCAUUGUGCUUUGUUAUGCCUUGUUAUCUAUUUUUACUUUGUUCACCUGGCAGCUGUUUUGUACACUCAUUGUUUGUUGUUAGAGACUAAAAGUUGUACUUCUGUUGUGUUACAAAUGUUUCAUGGCAUCAGCAUCGAACAGUGAGAGGCUACUCUUACGGUUAUGCACAGUCUUCUUGAUAAUGUACCAGGCAUGUGAAUUUGCAACACGUGCUGCUGUGUAGUUGCCAUAAAUGUUCACGUUGAAUUAAUCUGCAUUCUUGUUGCAACACUCUUCAUUGCAUUCACAUUUCAGUGAUGAUGGUGCGUUAAUGUGUGUCACAUUUUGUGACAUCACAAUUACAACAAUUAGGUGAAGGCACGCCUUGCUUCCACGAUGAAUAUUCUGACAAGAUUGCUUACCCAGCACUGUAUGCUGAUUUACAUUUUGUUGUUUAUUACUAAAUGGCCUGCAUUUUGUCAUGAACCUCAUCUCCCUGAAUGCCUUUUCUCCCUUAGAGUUUGGAAUGGCUUCCUCUGGCAUGUUUUGCAGCACCUAUACACUUGCAUCUACCUUUCUUUCUUUCUCUCUCCCCCUCUCUCUUUUUUAUUGCAGUUGUAUGCACCGCAUGGUUCGGAGAGCACCAGCAAUUUGGUGUACAUGAUUUCUAUGAAACGUUUGCCUUUCAAUGUAAAUUAUAGCCUUACAGCACUUUCUUGGUGUUUUUGUAUAGGAUCACACUAUGCAUUUGUGCUAUUCUGGGAAUUAUAGUUAGCUCUGAGGCCUCAUGAAAGAGUUCUUUGAAUUCUAACGACACGGAACAUUUCUUGACCUGCUACUGAGCUUUCCUUCUGUUUCUAGUUAACUGAUUUCAAUUGCUCAAAAAUGUGCAUUUACAUCAGGAGUGUAUCAGCUAAAACAGUGUACAAGAUAUCCCAUCCUACAGCCAUGUAGUUGGAAAAUAUAUACCUGUCAGGGUACCCUCUCUGGGUAAAAAAAAAAUCUAGAAACUAAAAAAAUCUAUCUAGAAAUCUGUUUUCAAUUGGAGCAGUAUCUCACCCUCUGUCCCUGCGUGUUAAAUGCUGUCACAUAUGCUUUCCUGGCACACACUGAUGUGUAUGCAUUGCCUUUCUGAAGAAGGUGGUAGGUGAUGGUGGUGGUGGUUGUCUGUGCUUAUCUUCUUAUCUUUCUGGGGCAUUCACUGCUUCGGUCACGAUCUGGUGCUCUUUUAGGUUUCAUUCACAGGCGACUAAUAUUCUCCCAUGGGCUGUUCCAUAAUGUGAGCAUUCUCAUAGGGGAAAGAAAGGUUAUACGCUUACACCAGCAAAAUUACCUAAGGGUUCAGUGAAAGCCUGUUGGAAGCUUAUUUCUUUGCUAUGGCCGAUGCAAAUUCCGAGAGAAUAUCCUUCGACAGUCAGAAGGAGAAUGUUGAACAUUUGGUUAGCAGAGACGGACAUCUUAUACGUGAGGAAAUCAAUUCGGAUUUAGAUUACCUUAAAGCAGCAAUUAAAUAACACUUAGUAUUACUUGAAGCCAUACUUAGUUGAUCAAGUAAGUCUGUCUACAGUGAGCAUGCAGAAUAUUGGCCUUGGAAGCCCGGCCCAAUCUGCUUCUGUGACGUGCUUCUUCAACUUUGCUCAUCCUUUUGAGGGCUCUCUGAAGGAGUAGGGGGCUGUGCUUAAAAUCGUCAUCGGCGACUGAGUGAUCCCUGACGCUCUAUGUCCACAUAGCCAGGCAGGAAGAGGAGGCAUUAAGCGGGCUUUCUUUACCUAUAUGACGUCAGUGCAGAGUAGACACCUCUUUCUCGCAGUACGGGUCAGCUGCAAUUAUUUUUCUAGCGGAAGAACGUGUGGUAUUUCUCAUACAGCCCACUGCAACUAGAAACACACACACAAAAAAAAUAUAACAAUUGGGCUCUUCAAAAAAACAAACUAACUAAAAAUGGGGCUUUCACUGCUUCCUUCGGCCGCAUUGUUUCGAUCAGCAGCAGUGUUUCGAGGAAGACUUUCCAGGCAGACGACCUUUAUGCAGUUAGGAAAUUACGCUACUGUGUUCUGUACCAGGCAUAACGGUACUACUGCGAUAGUGGUUAUGGGGACCGCUCACUUUUAAACCGAAGUAGGAUGAAUGAUAGUACACUCUAAAGGGCACCAGUUGCGGUCAGCCUCAUUGUGACCCUGAGCUUUUGUUUUCCUUCUCUCCCUUUACAGGGCGGAGUACAGAGGUGAUAUCCCUGCAGAGGGACAAGCUCACAGUAGGCGAAGCGUGCACACUGAUGCGCGUACGUGCUCAUAAACGUGUAGGAAGUUACAUUCGCGCCUGGACUGCUCUAGGUAUCUCUUCUAAGGUGCUGGGGGAUUUCUUCACAUCUCCACAUCGACACACAAAAAUUUGGAAUGUGUACACUGGAUCACUGCACAAUGAAUUUUUAGGUUAUCUGGCUCAGCCUGCCAGCUACAGAGUAGCGGGCUAUAAAAUUUAGCUGUGACUAGCUAACAGUGGAGUAGCACAGGGUCGAGCCUGUCAAUGUACAGUCCUGGUGCGGGCUCACAAUGUACAGCCCAGGCCCACAGGCUGAGCCGGGCUCUGGUGUACAGUAGCCAGGGGUGUAACACCUCACUUCUGCUACGUACAAGCUACACCCCUGAGAGACGACCGGUUCAGAACCUGCUCUUACGCGGAGCGUGUUUUUAUCCAUGGGUUAAUGCAUCGCGGAAACGUUAUUGUACAGCAAGACAAAGCUAACAUUCACAAAUGUCCUUGCGUUCUUGUUCUCUCCCUCUUUCUCUCUCUAUCCUAAAGAAGUAAUUUCAGGUCGGCGUAGUUGAUGUAACAAGUAUUUUGCAAAUUUGGCGAGUACAAGAUGGAGAGAAAACUAGUAUAAUUAUGCAUAUUCAUACCCCUGUUAUGUGAAUGUAUAUAUGCAGUUUCUACUUCGGUGAAUAUUGAAGUUAGACUAGGAAACAAAUGCUCUGAUGCUUCGGCCUUUGUUUCCUUCGGCAUCUUCUAUCGCAUUUACGGACAAUGUGACGUACGCUGCCUUCUGCUCCUCUGUUGUGUCCCUGCUAUUUCAGCCUUGUCAUUUUGUGUGGCUUUCUCCAGCAGCUUCAGCAGCACCUGUGGCAAAAUGCUUUACAUUUCCAGAAGGAUAGGUACCGUAUAAACUGGGUUAUAGGUAGGGCCUGACUUUUUUGCAUUGAACCAGAUAUCUCCCCGAAUUCCAAUCAGGUAUCAGGUUUUACCACAUAUCAUACGCACUAUUUACUAGCAAUUUAUACGAAUGUGUCAUGUAGAUAUUAUUUGAGUGCUACAAUAAGUAUGCGAAGCACAUUUGAUGUUACAAGAUGCGGUGCUCUAGUACCUAUAAAUCGUGAAGUAUGUAUAUCUGACCAUUAUAUGCCCUUUAACUGGGGUGGCGUGCUGGACUGGAAGCAAAACAUAAUAUCCUGAUAACACCUGAAUGGAUCAGCAGCACCCAGUUUCACCCCGAAUCACAGACUUGAAAAUAGCACCCGAUUUUGCCCUCCCGAAUCUGGAAAAGGCGUUUUACCCGAAAGAGUCAGAAGUAGUGUCAUUAUCCUUACGUAAGUCAACCCCAUUUUCUGAAGAGAGGAAAAAAACUUAAGGAAAAAAUAUUGCCCAUUGACCAGCUUAUAAGACUGUAGGGCAGUUUUUGGGGAGCUCUUUUUUUCUAAUAAACCUCAACCCAUAGUCCGGUUUAUACGGUAGUGGUUUUAUGCAAGCAAAGACUGAUGGGAAAAAAAAAAAGGCUUUUCUGUUUCUUUUCUGAACUGUGACUUUCAUGCAUAUUUUUUUUUAUUGUUCCGCGCAUAAGGAUCCAUCACUGUUUGCAUCUUAUCAUUCGAGAGAUUAUACCUUGGACACAAUUAUUGUUGGGUUUGCCCCGUUUUCUUGUGACAGUCCAGGACAGUUUCAUUACACAUCUGCAAGAUUUGUAACGAAAACGAUGCGAUGCACCUAGAAUUUGCUGCAGGUUACUGUUUUCAUGUGUGUCCUGUGACCUUUCACAAAUCACACGAAAGUGAAGGCAGUUUGGCAGUUGAACAGCAGUUGCAUUUCGUUGUGUUUGAUUGCACUCAUUUUUUGUAGAUGUCAAGUGUGAUGCCAAAAGACAAAAUUUAUUUCUGUGCCAAAGUUUUGUGGGGUAAAGUGUGGUUGUGUGAUGAUUGAUAUCUACAAAGCUGCAGUAUCAGUUGUGCUAUUGUUUUAUCAUGGUGUCAGAGCUUUCUUCUUCCGUUUCUUUUUUCCACAAGCUACUGAUGCUUUCUUCUAUGCAUGGAAUAACUGUUUAUUUAACUGUGGCAGAAAGGAUUUGUUUCCAUCUUAACUGUCGUCUUCCACCAUUGCAAACCGGGGCCAUGCCACGAAAAUUGAGUGCUAUACAUACUUUGGAAGCAUUGAAGGCAACGCGCCACGUGAUAUUGUAAAGUGUGUUUCCUGUGGUUGACAUUUUCUGUCGACACUGGACUUCUGUUUUAUAGGGUGAGCCAAAACGGAAAGAAUCGGUAUCCCAUUAUCUGCAUGGAAAGGAGUGCUUAAAGUGCCACUAUGGAAACUAAAGAAUUUCUAUUUGUUUUAUUUCGUAUUUAGCGGCACUUUAAGAAGAUUGGAGCAUGUGCUUUGAAUUGCAGGUGUGACCUAACGGCCUAUUGUGUGUGUCGCAUAAAUUGUUUUUUGAAACAUUAACAUGCUACAUGCAAGAAAACAUGAGUUUUCUUCAUUCGGUUGCCAUGAUCAGAGGCCCCAAAACUUUCUAAUUGAGACGCUCAGUUUACAGCGUACUUGGACGUAGUAUGUGCAUGCUAAGGGUUCUGUCACCUGUUACAAUUCAGUCGACUGAACGGUCAUUAACUGUGGCAGCCAGAUCAGGAAAGCUUUUUGGAGUAAUGUUGGAUGGCCUCAUAUUUUUCCAUGAGGUUGAGAUCAUCAUAUUACACCUCCAUGCAAAAAGCAUUUGUUCCAGUACUUCCUGAUUUCCUUUUGACACUGUGAACUAUGUUUCAAUCGCACACCUUAUCUGCUUUUACAAGAUCGCUGACUGACGUACAUCUGUCUAAAAUUAGCAAGAACUGGCUUGGGCAACAGGACCACUUUACAGUUGUGCCAUGUUCUUGUGCUAGGCAAUUUGUGCUCUGACUAGUCAGCUGUAACGAGCAUGCCUUCUGUGCUUACUACUCCUGAAUGUAUCUGCUUUAUUAGUAAUAUAGGACUUGUUUCACAUAUUACAUGGUGGCAUAAUUGACGUGGCAUUUAGUAUGAGAAAUUACAAGCGCUAGUUAGCCUGUGAUUUGUACAUAAGUAUUACUGCAGUGACAUGUAAUUACAUAAUAUCACGUGAACGUUCUAUAUUUUACCUCCUACGUAACGAAAAUUGUUGCAUGUAGACUUUCUGCAGUGACACACUUUUGCACAAAGCCAUUUAAUUUGUAAAUAUCAUUUGUUGAAGAAGUUUGAUACUACAUAUCAGUAUAUAUUAUAAGCGAAUUAGUGUAGAAGAUUUAUGCCAUACGAUUUUUCUUUCACGGUGUCUUUCUGUUACAUGAAGGGUGUCUGAGCUCCUAAAUGGAAAUGGGUCUUGAGGAAGCAGAGAGAAUAUGUAGUACUGAAGGCAACCUUUGAGAACUCAGUACUAAAAUGUACUAAGCGACGCACAUAAUGAGAUAUUUGGGGACCCUACAGAAAACAGACACCCAACACAUUGUUUUCAGCAGACAUAACAAUGCCACGCAUGAAGUCUGUGGAAUGUACUAUGCUGCUUUCAUCCACUGAUGUUAUUUGUUAAAUCACUGCCACAUGGAAUUGCCACUGAGAAUAGUUUUGCAAAAAAUUAUAAAGGGUAAUGUCUUGUGGUCUUCGGACCAACACGAACGGAUGGGCGUGUUGUGUAAAAACAUCUUGAAAGGACGCCACUGCAGUCUUUUGUGACUUCUCUUUGCACAUGCAUUACUUUGCUUCGCCAUGUCGAGUGUGUGACAUUUAAUUUUUGGUAUCACACAUGGUACAGCACCUAACAUUCUUUGUGGUUCAUCAAUUUGUCAACAGCUUGUCCAUUUAAUUUGCUUACAGACAUGGCAGUCUACUCUGUAACAAUGACAUACUGGACUCCUGUACAUAACCGUUUUUCCAAACACUGCUAUGAUGUCAAUAUGUAGCACAAAAUCUGUAGUGCAGUUUGUAACUUAAUACACCUAACUGGUACUAGUCAACUACCAAGUGUACUUCAAUGAUGAAACAUACGUGGCCCGUCAUCUUCCCGUGUGCUAAAAGCUGGUAUAUGUGUUGAGGGGCCAUGUGGCACACACAAUUGAAGAUUCACGUGGUUGUCAACGCCAGCAUAGAUGAAUGUGCAAAGCAUAUUUUGCAACAUUGAAGCUUUUAUUUCUCAUAGACGUGAUCAUUCUAUUGAUGACCACUGUUCUUGUUAUGUAUGUGCCUAUUCUACAAGAUGGUUUUUGUUGUGGUUUUUAAUUUCAAAAAUUGCCCUUCAGGUUUGGAGUUGCAAAUAGCAAUAAAAGUAAAAUGACAUA